Lineus longissimus is the source of this 3200-nucleotide messenger RNA. Its product is annotated as protein rolling stone-like. The transcript is spliced from 4 exons. The coding region runs from base 945 to 2033 and encodes 362 amino acids. The record is from RefSeq and is a predicted model, not a curated record. Lineage: Eukaryota; Metazoa; Nemertea; Pilidiophora; Heteronemertea; Lineidae. Gene Ontology annotation, cellular component: membrane.
AGUUUAGGCUAAACCAAACUCACCAGAUUGAUAAGGAAGGAGAUUCAUGGUCUGUGUUGAAGACAUUUCAAAAACAGGUGACGUUCCAACUCCACUUUAAAACUCUUUCAGGUGGUACAUUUAUACAAACAACUUUAAGAUGUAAACUAACAAUUUCGUUACCGGUAUGUAUAGGCGGCAAGGGUUACAUGAAUUGACCUCUGUUCUCGUUAUCAACUAAUUAAACGGAAUCCUCUCGAAAUCGUCCCAUAAGAUUAACGAAGUGGCGUUGUCGGAUAGGCCUUAUCCUAGAUCUCAUUGGCCACCCAUUUGACCGACGACUGAGAUAAAUCAUUGAUACAAUAUUAGCGAAAGUUUAUAAACAUUGAUUUUUGUCGGUGCUACCGGUAUAAAUUUGAAAUUAACCUGUAGAAAUAUCAGUUCGAUGAUUUCUGGGCAUGCUUCAUGACGUUAUCUUAGUUGGAGGGCAUGCAAACAUUCAACUAACCCAAAGGAUAUGCACUGAGGAAUAUGUGGAAGAAAGGUCUGCUGUCAAAUCUUUUUUGAUGUGGUCAACAUAGAGUAAUCGAUUUCUAUCGAAAGACCAACGAGAUUGCUUGACUUGGUGGAAAGGGAACGGUCCAAGUGAACUGAACUAUAUCAACACUCUCACCGAGGGGACGAAGACAAGCAUUUGUGGGUAGAAGAUUCGGACGUUCUCACCACUGUCAAAAGCCCUCCUUAUCCUGUAAUAUUCUAAAUAUUAGCUUACACUGAGUAACUUUUAAGAAUUUAGCUUACAUGCAUUAAAAACGAACAGGAAAACUAGGUAAAAAAAAGUUAACCUGAUCAUGAACUGACCCCUACUGACUGAUGGAGGAAUAAACAGGCUUUUAAAAGAGGAUCGAAGUGACUUAAGAUAUCCGCCACUGGAAGCUUAAAUUAUAGAUACCGAGUUUGCCGAAAUGUCAAAUCUUCAUGCGCCACCUGAGUUACUCGAUAGCUUCACCAAUUCUUUAAGGAAAGAAGGAUAUUUUGAGGAUGAUGCCCUGGUCGUGGAUAAGUCCAGCCAAAGAGUAGACUGGAAAGUUCCGAAUGUUCAUAAUCGGAGAUGGAAUGAAUCUGCUAACAGACUGAUAUGCUGCUUGAAGAAGUUAUUUGAUCUCGAGUUCUGCAAACCUUGGCGGUUCGUGCAAUCACAGUGGCCCUGUUCUCCACUACUGUACCUCCUCUACAACAUCUUCUGGAUGCUCUACAUUCCAUCAUGGGCCGUCCUAGAAGGAGUCAUAAACUUCCAUUUGAAAUUCAAAGCGGAUCUUUGGAGACAGGCAACUUUUUUCAUCUACCUGACCAACUGGACUUACGUGUUACUGUCAUUGCUGGCCCUCCUGAGAGGCUUUACGGCGUGUAGAUACUACAAUAUGCUGAGAAAGCAAGGUUACAAAGAUGAAGCAGUGUUUCCUGAGAGAAAGAUGCCUACAAUUUUCAAGAUCAUCUGGGUGUUGCACAACGUGGCCUCUCCAGCGCAAGUGAUGGUCGGCGCCGCUUAUUAUCUCCAUGCUGCUAUUUUAGGCGCAAUGGACCGAACAACGCCACUCUCAGACCCCAUGAACAUCAGUAUCCAUGGCAUAGGGACCGUAUAUGUUCUUCUGGACUUAUUCAUAUCAGCAAUACCACUAAGACCUGGUCAUGUCAUACAUGUCAUGUUUUACGGACUACUUUAUGCAGCUUUUACUGGGAUUUAUUUCGCCUGCGGAGGAAAAAACAAAUCCGGUCAUCCGUGGAUAUAUCGUCUGCUUGAUUGGAGUCAUCCACGAACGACUCUGAUGGUUGCAGGGGCAGUAGGGGUUCUAACACCGGUAGUUUGGUUCGCCUUAUACGGGUUUUACCGCUUAAAGACAUAUGUGGCCAGUAAGUGUGCAUCUUGCAGAGACAAAUCGUAUUCUUUGGGACCAGAAAUGGUAAAGCAGGCUGACGAAAAGUCAUCAGUUGCAUCAUUUGAUGAAGCGAAGUCAUGUGCUAGUGAUCUUUUAAAGGAGGGAGGCAUGUCUUGAAAUUAAAGGCAUGCAUGACAUUCGGGUGCAACGUUACGUCACUCCAGAGAUGUCAAUUUGUCGAACUAGACACCCAGGACAUGAUGGAAAACCGUCCGGCGAAUUUACCACAAAUGUGUUUAUAGGCUACAGUCAGGAAAUGUACAGAAAGAUAAAUAUCUCGUAUAUCUUUUAGAAGUGUGGUGUUUGCUUUUUGACGUUUUCAAAUCAUUCAAUACCUUCCUACACGUAUGUACACUUCAUUAGGAGUUUUCGAAAACCCCGAAACUCCAACGCGAACGCCUAUCACAUUGUUCGGCGUCGUGUUCAGGAAGUUGAACAAUUGGAUAUGCGUUGAGGUCGGCGUAUGGGGGGUUUUGCGAAAACUAUACAUGUAUUUCAUUUGACGCGUUGGCGUCACCAGAAGAGCAGCGAAGUGACGCUUGAGCUCCAAUCUGCAAACAUCUUAGAAACAUCAGAUGAAACAACAAGUCAACGUGAUGUUAUAAGCUAACAUGCUUUCUAAAAACCGGGCCCUGCUGUAGUAAAAGACAAGGGACCAAUGCAAUUCAUAUCAAAAUAUGUUUUAUUAAUGGUAAACUACGAGUUACAAAAAUAAAUCCAUGAUCUCAAACUUGUUGCCACCUACGUUCGCAAUUCGUGCCAGUCUGAGUAACAGUCAAACUUCACGCUGCAGUAUGACCCUGGUAUAUGAAGCCCUCGUUACUGAUGGGCAAACGCAAACAUGUCUCCCAAAAGGGACAUCGAGCCGGCCUAUACCCUAACAUUUGAGCUUUUUGGCCUAGUCUUAACACUGGCAAGAAGAUUGAGAUUUGACAGCACGAAUAUUGCUCUAAGAGACAAAAGACCGCCCUAAACAGACAGGAGAUUCCGUUAACAUAUCAGAUAAAAUAUUUCGUUAUCAACAGACGAGAGAUUACUUUAAUAGACAAGGGAGACUGCCCUACAUGUGUAUGACAACAGAAAAAGAGAUUCUUUUAACAGAUCAGAUAAAAUGUUUCUUCAACAGAUGCGAGAUUGCCUUAGCGGGCAAGAUAUUUCUUCAAACAGACAAGAAAAGAAAUUGCUUUAUGUUAUAAGAGAUUGCUUUAGGAGACAUAAGAGAUUGUUUCAAAGGGAGUUUAUAGGCAAGAGCCACGUAGGUCAAAUUAUGUUACACGAAGUCGG